Messenger RNA from Purpureocillium lilacinum, 2472 nucleotides. Its product is annotated as pre-mRNA-splicing factor syf1. Gene Ontology annotation, molecular function: protein binding. Gene Ontology annotation, biological process: mRNA splicing, via spliceosome; generation of catalytic spliceosome for first transesterification step. Lineage: Eukaryota; Fungi; Ascomycota; Sordariomycetes; Hypocreales; Ophiocordycipitaceae. Gene Ontology annotation, cellular component: U2-type catalytic step 2 spliceosome; post-mRNA release spliceosomal complex; Prp19 complex. The record is from RefSeq and is a predicted model, not a curated record.
AUGGCUGCCGCGGCGAAAGCUAGUAGCAGGCAUACGCGACUGGAUCUCCACGUCGUUGCGGACGAGGACUCGGUCUACGAACAAGAUGUUCUCCGCGACAUAUCUAGCGUCCGACCAUGGCUCGCGUACAUCGGCUUCAAGAUUCGGGACGGCAACCUACAAGAGCAAAAUUUCGUCAUGGCACGAGCAUGUGCCCAGUUGCCGCGGUCAUACAAACUCUGGAAACUCUUUCUCAACUUCAGAGUAAAGCACGUGGCCGAGCUUAACCCAACAACGUUCGCAACAGAAUACAAGAAAGUCAACGUACUCUUCGAGCGAGCAUUGACGCUGCUACAUAAGAUGCCAAGGAUUUGGGAAAUGUAUCUGCAGUUUCUGAUGCAGCAGCCAGUCGUUACGCUGACUCGCCGAACUUUCGACCGAGCUCUCAGGGCCCUCCCGAUCACGCAGCACAAUCGCAUAUGGGCCUUGUACCUCUCAUUCGCCAACGCCGCCUCGGGUGAAACAGCUGUCAAAGUAUGGCGACGAUAUAUGCAGGUUCAUCCGGAAGACGCCGAAGACUUCAUUGAGCUGCUUAUCAGUGCCGGAGCCUACACGGAAGCUGGGAAGCGAUAUGUCGAUCUUCUCAAUAAUGUCCGAUUUUCGAGCAAGAAUGGCAAGGGCCACUAUGAGCUCUGGGGUGAGAUGGUGGACAUGCUUGUUGAGCAUGCCUCGGAGAUCGACGUCGAACACGAAACCGGACUGGACGUGGAGCGAAUUAUCAGGAGCGGUAUAGCCCGAUUUGCUGAUCAGCGAGGCAGACUCUGGGCCGGGUUGGCCACCUACUGCAUUCGCCGAGGUAGCUUUGAACGAGCGCGAGACGUCUUUGAGGAGGGCAUUACGACGGUGAUGACCGUGCGAGAUUUUACUCUCAUCUUCGAUUCCUAUGUCGAAUUCGAGGAAUCCGUUAUUGGAACACUGAUGGAGCUUGCGUCAACACGCGCUGAACAGGGCGUGGUAGACGAGACCGCGGACUUUGAGCUCGAUGUUCGGAUGCUGCGGUUUGAGCACCUCAUGGACCGUCGCCCAUUCCUUCUCAAUGACGUCCUCCUGCGUCAGAACCCACACAAUGUCGCCGAGUGGGAGAAAAGAGUCGCUCUCUGGGGUGGAAACAAAGCAGAGGUCGUUCAGACUUACACCGACGCCAUAUCCUCCAUCAACCCCAAGCGGGCCGUGGGCUCCUUCCACCAGCUUUGGGCCAACUACGCAAAGUUCUACGAACGCGGCGGAGAUAUCCGAAACGCGCGCAUCAUUAUGGAGAAGGCUGUCAAGGUACCGUUCAAGUCGGUUGCCGAACUGGCCGACAUGUGGAUCGAGUGGGCGGAAAUGGAGCUUCGCAACGAGAACUUUGACGAUGCGAUCCGUAUUAUGACCAAGGCUGUGCAGGCUCCCAAGAGGUCAACAGUCGACUACUUUGACGAGACUCUGACGCCACAACAGCGCGUUCACAAGAGUUGGAAGCUCUGGAGUUUUUACGUGGAUCUUGUGGAAAGCGUUUCCACGCUGAGUGAGGUGCAAAAGGUUUACGAAAGGAUUUUCGAGCUUCGCAUCGCAACGCCGCAGACAGUUGUCAACUACGCCAAUUUGUUGGAGGAGCACCAUUACUACGAGGAAUCGUUCAAAGUUUACGAACGAGGCCUGGACCUGUUCAGCUACCCGGUAGCUUUUGAGCUGUGGAACCUGUAUCUGACGAAGGCGGUCGACCGUAAGAUCGGCAUUGAGCGACUGAGAGAUCUUUUCGAGCAAGCUGUGGAGGACUGCCCUCCAAAGUUUGCCAAGACGAUCUAUCUCAUGUACGGCAAUCUUGAGGAAGAGCGAGGCCUUGCCCGGCACGCGAUGCGGAUCUACGAGAGAGCAACGCGAGCGGUCGCAGAUGAAGAUCGUGCGGACAUGUUCAACUUUUACAUCACGAAGUCAGCCUCCAACUUUGGCCUACCAUCAACGCGACCGAUAUACGAAAGGGCCAUCACAGCACUCCCAGAUGCAGAGGCGAAGGACAUGUGCCUCAAGUUUGCGGAUAUGGAGAAGCGCCUGGGUGAGAUCGACAGAGCCCGGGCCAUCUACGGCCACGCAUCUCAGUUUUGCGACCCUCGGACGAACGCAGACUUCUGGGCGAAGUGGGAGCAGUUCGAGGUACAGCAUGGUAACGAGGACACUUUCAAAGAAAUGCUGCGGAUCAAGAGGAGCGUCCAGGCCCAAUACAAUACUGAUGUCAAUUUCAUUGCAUCACAGGCGCUGGCGCGCAGCCAACAGAAGGCCGACGCCAGUCCCGAGGACGAGGCGUCAGACGCUAUGGCAGCCCUUGGGAGACAGGCCGCAGCACCGGAGGGAUUCGUGGCUGCAAGUUCGGCUCCGCAGAAAGCCAGCCAUGGUGGAGGCGACGUUGCUCGUGUCUCAAACCCAGAGGCAAUCGACAUCGAUGGUCUCGAGGACUAG